Molecule: messenger RNA, 1342 nt
Organism: Gopherus evgoodei (Goodes thornscrub tortoise)
Lineage: Eukaryota; Metazoa; Chordata; Testudines; Testudinidae
Gene: TMEM272
Product: transmembrane protein 272
Exons: 5
Coding region: 266-829 (187 amino acids)
Source: RefSeq, a predicted model, not a curated record
AGCUGCCUGGCGGCAGCAGAGGAGUUUGAGUAGUGAUAGAGAGAAAAGGUGUGUGCAACAGAGAGAGAAAGAGAUGGAAUGAAAAGAAGCCACGAUCACGUAAAGCCAGCUAACUGAAAGCAGAGUCCCUGGAAGCAGAGUAUGACUAUAGUGUAACACACGAUCCGAGACUUUCACAAUAUACUUUUGUUGAAGAAUCUAUUUUGUGAUUUCUCAUUCCGGACUUCCAUUGGUUUAACAAGAGUACACCAGACAGUGAUCACCAAUGGCUGCUGGCCUGGAGAAAGCUUGUCACCGGUGCAUAUCUAAAAUUGCCAGUAACGCAUGCUUUAUUUUUGGGCUUCUUGCUUUCCUUGCUUUACCACUGGCCAUGGCUUUUACAGGAAUGAAGUUUUUGGAAGACUGCCCACUUCAACCACUAAUUCCCUUAUAUCUGUUGGUGGGUGGUGUUGUCGGCAGUUUAAAGGUGACUCUUCUGCUUUAUGACUCCACCAGGAUGCGGCAACUGCUUUCCAAAUCUAUCGUGAUUGAUGAUGAUGACGAUGAUGAAUAUCCAUGGCGGCAGAAUGCUCACAAAUACUACAUCCAUGUUACACUCAGUCUCUUCCUCUUUAUCUGGUUCAUACUUGGGAACUAUUGGGUGUUUUCUGUCUACCUGCCAAAUUUCAUUCCACCUUUCCACCAACCCCAGGAUUAUUGUGAUAAAACCCUGUACAUUUUUGCUGUUGGAGUUCUUAUUGUUAGUCAUACUGUGCUGUUUUUGCUUAUCUUUUGUAGCUUCUGUAUAUAUUGUUUUUCUAGGCGAAGAUAUGCUGCAGAAGAGGAUUAAAAGCCAUAGAAACUAAACCACAGCUGUUAGGUAAAGGGAGUCCAAUGAAAAACAAAAGGCAAUAAUUUACCAGAGUGUGUGUGUGUAUAUAUAUAUAAAAAAAUAGCAGCCAACUAUACUGAGGAAAUUGUGCAAGCCAGUGCCAUCUGGCUCUCUUAAUAUAAAACAUCAUAGUAAUGUAAAAUUGCUGCUAUAGAUGGCAAGCUGCUCUCCCACUAACAUUUACAUCCAUUUUGUUAGGGGUUUCAUUUGAAGUGUUGAAAUCUGCAGCUGAGAAUUGCAGACAGCAAACUCCUCUCAAACCUUAUUCUUAGACCCUUAGGGAUGCUGUUUCAGCAUAAUACAUUUUCCUCUCAAUUUGUAUAGGUAAUAUGUGGUCUAUCACCAUGGUAUCUGAGCACCUCCAUAUCCAUUAGCCUUUUGAGGGUGUAUCAUUGUCCCUAUAUUACAGAUGGGGACUGAGGCACAGAGAGAUUCAGUGAUGUAGCCAAGGUCACACAGGAAGUCUGGUCA